Pleurotus ostreatus (oyster mushroom) is the source of this 1419-nucleotide messenger RNA. RefSeq lists its product as uncharacterized. NCBI's taxonomy places the organism in Eukaryota, Fungi, Basidiomycota, Agaricomycetes, Agaricales, Pleurotaceae. The transcript is spliced from 6 exons. Bases 1 to 1419 code for a protein of 472 amino acids. The record is from RefSeq and is a predicted model, not a curated record.
AUGGAUCCUUGUUCGGAGCCCACGGGGUUGAGAGAAGCGCCCACUUCGAGUUCAAACUUGAAACUACUUGUCGUCGUGCUUGGUGACCAUGACAAGCAGAACGAGCGUCGAGCAGCUAUACAGCAACUCGAUCCACGUUUCCACGAGCCAAUUACUCCGACUGACACCUCAAUCCUCUCUCAGCCCAUCGCCAAACUCAUUGAGAACGUUCACUCAGGCGAGCUCACACCUCUCACGGUCCUCACGGUCCUCACAGCCUAUACCAAGAAAGCCCUAGCCGCCCACGCACAAACCAACUGUCUCUCAGAAAUCCUUGUGGAGUCUGCGCAGAGGUGGGCUAACUCCUCCAAGUUCAGCGCAGAGAACUUGAAGGAGAAGAGGAAUUUGGAGAGCCUCCCGCUUGCAGGAGGGCCUGUAAGUUUAAAGGACACCGUAGGAGUGGAGGGGUAUGAUUCUUGUAUAGGGUACUCGGCGUGGGUGGGGAAGCCUUUCCCGCGUCACAGUGCCCUAGUCAGGCUCUUGCUCGAUGCCGGAGCCGUCCCCUUCGUCAAAACCACGAUCCCGAUCACGAAUCAACCUUACAACAAAGGAUACUCUCCAGGCGGCUCAUCGGGCGGUGAAGCAGCCCUCCUGGCGUACGGCGGUUCGCGCGUCGGUGUGGGCACAGACGUAGCAGGGAGUGUGAGGGUGCCGGCCCAUUAUUGCGGGGUCUAUUCGAUUCGGAGCUCGGCACAGAGAUUUUUGAAGGCAGGCAACGCAACAAGUAUGCCCGGGCAGGAAGGCGUGUCGCCUGUCUAUUCGCCCAUGGCGCGUACACUGGAUGAUCUAGACACGUUCUGGCAAGCCGUCAUGUCCAUGAAACCGUGGAAAUAUGAUCCUCGAAACGACCCGGGGCUCUCCGGGACAGGCCUUAAUCUCGCCGCUCAACUUUUGCUCGCUGACGGAGGCAAAGUCGCCAUUAAACCCGUUCGGUUCGGAGAGUUCAACGACCCAGGCAUGGUUCAGGCGAUGCGCAUGUUCUCCCUCCCGCGCCCUCAGUAUCCUUUACUCCUGGGAGGUGAUGGUGGGUGGGAUUUCAUACUGACGGUGCCAAAUGCGUUGCCCGCCGUACCGCAUGGAGGGAUGAAGGAUGGGUGGAAGUCAUGUGGAUACACUUUUCUGUGGAAUUUGCUCGAUUAUUCUGCGGGCGUGAUGCCCAUCAUGCACGUCAACAGCGUCCUUGACCGGCUCGCCCCUCGCUUCGCUCCCCGCAACGCUAUCGAGAAGGGCGCGUAUGAUCCAGUGAGCAUGAGCGGGCUGCCUGUUGGUGUUCAGGUGAUAGGUAGGAGGCUCGAGGAGUUGAAGGUCAUGGAGGGUAUGAAGAUCAUAGAGGGAUUGCUCACUAAGGAGGGCAUUCAGUAUGAGGGCAUCAAGAUUUAA